Molecule: messenger RNA, 3006 nt
Organism: Pungitius pungitius (ninespine stickleback)
Lineage: Eukaryota; Metazoa; Chordata; Actinopteri; Perciformes; Gasterosteidae
Gene: cnn1b
Product: calponin 1, basic, smooth muscle, b
Exons: 7
Coding region: 224-1117 (297 amino acids)
Biological process (GO): actin filament organization; actomyosin structure organization
Cellular component (GO): focal adhesion; actin cytoskeleton
Molecular function (GO): actin filament binding
Source: RefSeq, a predicted model, not a curated record
GUGUCGGAAAGUUGUCUCCAAAGCCCCACGAGCAGGUCCCGAGCUCUCGCGACGAACGCGUUAUUGUUUUGUUCUGAUUUUAAAGAAAAAUACACACGGAAUUGUUCGGAACUUUUUUUUUUCUUCAUUUUUCUGUGUCUUCCCCCCCCCCCUCAACCGCCACGGACGGAGAGUUGUAAACCCGCGUCUCCAUUUUUAAAGCGCCUCCUCACGAGACCACACGAUGACGACACACUUCAGGAGCGGACCGGCCUUCGGUCUUUCUGCCGAGGUCAAGAGCAAGCUGGCAGGGAAGUACGACCACCAGAAGGAGGAGGAGCUGAGGCUGUGGAUUGAGGAGGUGACGGGCAAACGGGUCGGGGAAAGCUUCAUGGAGAGUCUGAAGGACGGGGUCCUGUUGUGCGAACUCAUUAAUGUCCUUCAGCCGGGUUCUGUGAGGAAGAUCAGCACCUCCACUCAAAACUGGCACCAGCUGGAAAACAUCGGAAAUUUUGUUCGCGCAAUCACAGAGUUCGGCCUGAGGCCAGAUGACAUCUUUGAGGCCAACGAUCUAUUUGAGAACGUCAACCACACUCAAGUCCAGAGCACGCUCAUCGCUCUGGCUGGGAUGGCCAAGUCCAAAGGUUUCCACUCCAAGUACGACUUGGGAGUAAAGUACGCCGAGAAACAGCAGCGGCGCUUCGCUCCGGAGAAGCUCAAGGAGGGACGCAACAUCAUCGGCCUGCAGAUGGGCACCAACAAGCUCGCUAGCCAAAAGGGCAUGACCUCUUACGGCACACGCCGCCACCUGUACGAUUCCAAGAUGGCCACUGACGGCCACGUAGACCAAUCCACCAUCAGCCUACAGAUGGGCACCAACAAGGGAGCCAGCCAGGCCGGUAUGACCGCCCCGGGGACCAGGAGGCACAUCUUCGAUAAGAAGCUGGAGCUGGAGAACUGUGACAGCACCACCAUCUCCCUGCAGAUGGGCACCAACAAGGUGGCGUCGCAGCAGGGCAUGACCUCCUACGGCCUGCCGCGCCAGGUCUACGACAACAAGUACUGCACCAACCCCACCGAGGCCCCCUGCGACAACGGGGGCGAGGCCGACUUCGAUGGCUACCAGUACUCUGACUGAGAGGACCACAGCAACCCCCCCCCCCCCCCCCCCCCCCAGCCCCCAACUCUUUGCUUAACUUCAGACAACCAAAAGCAGUUGUCUUUGUGACGAAAAAAUCCCACCAGACUGUUAUUUAAGGUCCCUUUCUAAAGUAGCUUUUACUCUAAUGGAUUUAUUAUGUUUCUCUUUGUGGGAGUAAAAGGCAAAAAAGAGAAGAUAUAGUGUUUGCACCAACCUUACUUUUAAGAUUUCAUGCAGCGGACAACUCUCUCUGUCGGCUAAAAAUCCCCUUUAAAACCUUCUGAUAUUUAUAAAGAAAAAAUGUUUUUGCUAUAUUCUUUUUUUUUACUUUAAUUACAGAAUUAUUUUUUCGACACCCCCCCUUCCCUUUGAAUAAAGUUUGAACGGUAACAAGGCAGAAUGUAAAGGUCCCCUGGCAGUGGAACCAGGGGCCGCGUUGGUGCAAUUGACACUUUUUCACCCGUCCAGAACCGGUGGUCCACGUCUACGUGAGCGCGCCGCGGCCCCUCGGGACCACGCAGGAGCUCCGGGGGAGGGGUCCACGGACUGAGCCGAGGGCCGGUAAUUGUUUUUGUCGUAUUCGGGCAGCCUGAGAAUCACCCACCUCGCCAUCUUUCUCCCUCGUCUCAUGGGCUCAUUCACGCGGCUUUGUGUCGAUUGUAAGGAAGCGUUGAGGGGAAAAGAGUAGAGGCUUUUGAUCCGAAGUACAGGAGGUACUUGAAGGUGUUGUGAUUAAUAGUUGAGUGAGUCAUUUAGUAGGUUCAAAUCAGAGGUACUUUGGGUAUUUCCACUUGAUGCUACUUGCGUGAUUUUUUUUUUUCUUUUUUAAUUUGUACGUUUUUAUUCCACUUAUUUGUCAGUUAUAGUAAUUAAAAUGUUACAAUGAGGUUAUAGUAGUAGUACAAUAAAGGGUAUAACACCCACAAUGUAUUCUUGAGGUAUUGUGACGAUUCAUUCCUGAAAUUGAAAUUCUAAAUCAAUAUUCUUUUUUUUUGACAUGGUAUUUUUACACAGUUGCAGCCAGAGAUUGAGAGUGAUUAUUUCUUUAAAUAUAGCAGACAUUUGAAAACGUUUACAUGAAAAGCGGUAUUGUGGUAUUUUAGCAAUGACUGUAUGAUAUUCUCAAGUAAAAUAUCAUCAGGACAUCAUCCUGUACCUAACUCUUCAUCGGCCUUGGUGCGAACUGAACCGUGCCAAAUAUCCAGACCAGUGUGGUUUUUGAAAUGUCCUGCAUCCAACAGUUUAACCCAGCGAAUGCUUUGAAUGUAAUGUGGGUGGAGGGUCGGCCCGGAGCUCAACCCAUUGGACGGCAGUAAUGUGCAUUCAUUCAGCACAAAGAGGGGUCUCCGGCCCCUGGAGUGCCAUCGCAACCUCUGCAUUUCUUAGUUAUUGCCCCCAGUUACUGUUUGAAUUAGGUGUGAAAAUAAGCCCCCGGUUUGUGAUCGUGUGCUGAGUGGGCCUGGGGUCGUGUCGCAGAGCAGAGCGCCAUCUAGUGGAGGUAAAGCACAUGUACACUUACUGUAUUUUUAUCUAAAGGAAACAUUCCCUUUAUUCAAAUGUAGUUUUUUGUCCACUUUGAGAUCCAGGAUCUCGUGUUGAGUGAUGCAUGGUAACAUUUCACUUUAAUUUGUUUGCUUUGAUUCAACAUUGUUCAAACUUUGCAUCUUUGCUAACCUCCUUGAAUUUUUAAAAUUUGAUUUCUAUACACUUUCACGAAACAUGACAUUGUGCAAUAAAAAAAAAACACUUGAAAAAAAAAUAUGGUUCUGAUUUGAUUUUCUUAUUGGUUAAAAAUACACAUUACAUGUGAAAUACACACAAGUGACAUUGCAUGAUUGUGAUUUUUAAAAAGGAAAAUAAAUAAACUAGCAUUAUUAUUAAAAAAA